Messenger RNA from Poeciliopsis prolifica (blackstripe livebearer), 2102 nucleotides. It is a transcript of the gene fkbp10b, whose product is annotated as FKBP prolyl isomerase 10b. Bases 133 to 1890 code for a protein of 585 amino acids. The transcript is spliced from 10 exons. Gene Ontology annotation, molecular function: calcium ion binding; peptidyl-prolyl cis-trans isomerase activity. Lineage: Eukaryota; Metazoa; Chordata; Actinopteri; Cyprinodontiformes; Poeciliidae. The record is from RefSeq and is a predicted model, not a curated record.
AAAAAAGUCUUAGCGACCUGGAGAUUGUCCACGUUUACAGCCCUGCUCCACAUCCGCAGCCCUCUGCGUGGAAAAACGCACUCCCCGCACGCAGGCCCUCCGAUCGCCUUCUUUUCUUUUCAAUUCGGCCUGAUGUCCAUUUUUCUGCUGCUGUCGCAUCACUUUCAAGUAAUUUGUGUCAGAAUGCUUCCCCUUUGUGUUGUCUUCUCUGUUCUGGCUGCGUGGUUUUCUGUGGAGUGUAAUCCCAGUCCCGUGUUGGGAGACGUUGUCGUGGACAGAUACCAGAUCCCCCAAGACUGCGCGAGGGAGGCGAAAACUGGAGACUACGUCCGCUACCAUUACAACGCCACGUUCACCGACGGGAAGGCGCUGGACUCGAGCUAUGAGAAAGGAGCAGCCAAAGUCGGCCUGAUCGGGGAGGGUCGGCUCAUCGCCGGCGUGGAUAAAGGCCUGCAGGGGAUGUGCGUGAACGAGCGCAGGAAAAUCACCAUCCCGCCACACCUGGCUUACGGGAGCAGCGGGGCAGGUGAUGCGGUGCCUCCAGACGCCACGCUGGUGUUCGACAUCCACCUCCUGGAUCUGUGGAACAAGGCCGACCUGGUCGUCACCAGAACCGUCAGCACGCCCAAAGACUGCAAACGCUCCGUGAUGCGCACAGACUUUGUGCGUUACCACUUCAACGGCACUUUGCUGGACGGGACCGCCUUCGACUCCAGCUACAACAGGAAGCAGACCUACAACUCACUGGUGGGCGAGGGCUGGCUGGUGAAGGGCAUGGACGAGGGCCUGCUGGGCAUGUGUGUGGGGGAGGUCAGGCACAUCGUGAUCCCACCGUUCAAAGCGUACGGAGAAAAGGGAUCUGGAACCAUGAUUCCCCCUCAGGCAACGCUGGUGUUUGACGUCCUAUUGGAGGACAUUCACAACCCGAAGGAUAACAUCACCAUCGAGAGCCAGGAGGCUCCUGAGCCCUGCACCCGCAAGUCUGUGGUGGGGGACUACAUUCGGUACCACUACAAUGGUACCUUCCUGAACGGGGUGACCUUUGACACCAGCUACCAGAGGAACAGCACAUACAACACCUACAUCGGGAUGGGCUACGUGAUCCCAGGAAUGGACCAGGGCCUCCUGGGGAUCUGCCUAGGGGAGAGGAGGAGGGUCGUCAUUCCUCCUCACCUGGCUUAUGGAGAACAAGGAGCGGGUGACGUGAUCCCUCCGUCAGCCGUCCUGGUCUUUGACGUCCACGUCAUCGACUUCCACAACCCAAGCGACAAAGUGGAGAUCGAGGUAACCUACAAACCGGAAGUGUGCAACGACACUACGACUCUGAACGACCUGGUCCGCUACCAUUACAACUGCACUCUGCUGGACGGGACUCUGCUCUUUUCCUCGCACGACUAUGAGAACAUGCAAGACGCAGUUCUGGGCCAGGACAAGGUGAUCGAUGGGCUGGAUGAAGGCUUGAGGGGCAUGUGUGUGGGAGAGAAGAGGAGGAUUAUAGUGCCGCCUCACCUCGGACAUGGAGAGAAAGGAGCUGCUGGUGUACCAAGCAGUGCCGUUCUGGUCUUCAGCAUUGAAAUGGUGAGCUUUGAGCGUGGUGUCCCGCCCGGUUACCUGUUUGUGUGGCUUGAGGACACUCCAGCAGAUCUGUUUGAAACUAUGGAUAUGAACAAGAAUGGAGAGGUGCCACUGGAUGAGUUCACAGAGUUUAUCAAGCUCCAGGUUGCAGGAGGAAAAGGCCGGAUAAAGCCGGGAAUGACCAUGGAGCAGAUCGUCGCCGACAUGUUUCAGAACCAGGACCGCAACAAAGACGCCGUGAUCACUGCCAGCGAGCUCAAACUAAAAGUCGACGAGGACAAGGAACGGGAGCAGGCGAGGCAUGAGGAGUUGUGAGGAGGGAAAAAAAAAAGUUUGGUUUUCUCUCAGGGAUGAAAAACAAAACAAAAGAAGCCACAGCUCAUACACAGCGUCAGUUUAUUUACAGUAUUUGAUCUCUGAGAAAAGACGUUGGGAAACAAUUUCUUGUGGAGGAUUUUGAGGUUUCUGAAAAUAGUGCAAACACCUUUUUGUCCCUGAAUGUUGUAAUAAAAAAGUGUUUGUAAAAA